CCACAUUGAUCAUGGGAUUGGAAGGACAACCUCAACCCUUAUACAGACUCUACCUUAACUAAAUAUGCUAUAACGGGAGGCGUUGCUUUAACUAUUUAUAGAUAUGUUCAGUUGGGAGACAAAAGUGUCAAUGAGUCCGGACUCCACCACCUACAAUAACAUGUGACGUCACGACUAACUGUCAGCACCUGAACCAUUCGUGCCGGGAAGUUCAUACUGGGAGCAUGAAGUGGUUAGUUCUUCAGGUGAUCCUGGCUUCUCUGCUACUUCACUUUGGUUAUGCUUAUAAAUAUGAGACAUAUUUCUACAAGCAGAAGGUGGAUCACUUCAGUUUUGUUGAUCCAGACAGUUAUUCCCAGCGAUAUUUGAUCAACGAUGAGUCCUGGGACUCAGAUGGUGGACCCAUAUUCUUUUAUGCCGGCAAUGAAGGAGAUAUCACCUGGUUUGCAGAAAAUACAGGUUUUAUGUGGGACAUCGCUCCAGAGUUUAACGCUCUGAUAAUCUUCGCUGAACACAGAUAUUAUGGAGUCUCCUUACCUUAUGGAAACAAGUCUUUCACUGAACCCAAAUAUUCUGGCUACCUUACAUCAGAACAGGCAUUAGCAGACUUUGCUGAACUGAUCUCAUACUUGAGGAUUGCUCUUCCUGGAGCAAAGAACAGUGCAGUCAUUGCAUUUGGAGGAUCAUAUGGGGGAAUGUUAGCAGCUUGGUUCCGUAUGAAGUAUCCUCAUGUCGUUCAAGGAUCCAUUGCAGCCUCAGCCCCAAUUCUUCAGUUCAUUGACAUCACACCCUGUGAAAAGUUUGGCCAAGUGGUAACAGCAGAUUUUGCCAGGGAAUCCAGUCAAUGUGUUGAGGUGAUUCGAAACUCUUGGGCUGCUAUUGAUGCUGUCACAGCUGAUGAGGUAGGGAUGAAUUGGCUUACUGGUGCUUGGAAACUUUGCCAGCCACUUAAAACACAGAAGGAUGUCCAGAAGGUGAAAGAAUAUUUGACAGAUGUUUGGACAAACUUGGCCAUGGUUGACUACCCAUAUCCUGCUGAAUUUUUGGCACCACUUCCUGCCAACCCCAUCAAGGUGGUGUGUACUCAUUUGACCGAACCUACACUUGAACCCAAGGCACUACUGGAAGAGCUCUUUGCAGGGGUUUCUGUAUACUUCAAUUUUACGGGUAAAGCCAAAUGCCUGAAUGCAGAUGAAGCAGCAGAUUCUAACUUGAGCACUUCUGGAUGGGAUUUCCAGGCUUGUACAGAGAUGGUGAUGCCAAUGUGCUAUGAUGGUGUAAAGGAUUUCUUCGAGCCUUCUCCUUGGGAUUUCAAGGCAUAUGCAACAAAAUGCUAUGAGUCGUGGAACAUAUACCCCCGACCUCUGAUGGCUCCUAUGAUAUAUGGUGGGAAGGACAUUUCAGCUGCCAGCAAUAUUGUCUUUAGCAAUGGCUUACUGGACCCAUGGUCAACUGGUGGAGUCAUGUGGAAUGUGAGUGACUCUGUGGUGUCCAUAAUCAUACCUGAGGGUGCUCACCACCUGGACCUCAGGAGUUCAAACCCUGAUGACCCACAGUCAGUCAUUGAUGCUAGAAUAUUAGAGAAGAAGUAUAUUUCAACAUGGAUUGAGAGUUACAAGUCAGAGAAUGAAAUAUAGGUGGAAACAAUUGUUGUGUAUAAGGUUGUAGUGAUCAGAAAAUUUAUUGCCGUACAAUAUUCUUUCUGGGUGAAAUGUGGAUACUUGAUCCUAUUUCCCUGAGUUUGAUCAAUUUAUAUUUUACUGUUGUACAGCAGAAUGGUACACACAUAACCUCCAAUUAUCUGUGCCUUAUUUUGGUUUACCCAUUUAUAUACUUUACUGGUCAUCCUUCCAUAUCUUGGAUCUUCCCAUGUAUUCUACAUCCUUAUUCGUCUCGCUCCACUGAGAUGUUUCUCUUUUAUGCGGUUUGAGUAUUGUACUUAUAUCACUUUGCUGAUAUAUUUGUUUCUCCAGUCUAUGACACUUCAAUGGUGUGUUUGUUUCUUACAUCUUAUGAUUAAUGUUGUUUUCUACUGGCAUAUGUAUUUCUCACACAUUACAAUCAGUCCAGUGAUUAGCUUGCUGCUCGUUUAUUUCUUAGUUCUUUCUUUUGAUAUGUUUAUAAUUAAGUCUGUUCUUACCACCCGAGUUAUUGUGGAAUAAAAACUGCAAGCAUCUCGGGUCUUAUCCAAGUCUAUCAAUUACUUUUGGAUGAGUUCUGGUUUAUUUUCACAAAUCUUUGUUCAAUGAACAUUCAUCAUACAGUAUAUGGUCCAGAUAAACUUUCUUGUACCAGAUUUUUACCCUUCUCUUUGUGCUCGAUGAUCUUUCCACUGUGCAUUUUGUCACGAGGAUUGUCAGAGUAAUAAUAAUUGUUUGUGUAAUAGAAGGAAACUGAUCAGUGUGUUUGAGUAAAUCCUGAAGUUCCUCAUCUUGGUUCUUUUUGGAGACCAAAUUUCGAAUCGGGUGUCUGCUUCACCUAAGUUUUAAAUUUCAUACAGUUUAAUGGUCUUUGCAAUCUGGUCCUUGAAUUUUUUACAUAUAAGCUUUGCCACUUGUAGUUUUAGUAGAACAUCGGGUUUCCAAGGAAGGAAGAUAUGAUGGAAUCCCAAUAUGAUAGUCACGAAUAUUGAUUGAACGGUGUUUCUGCUGACCACAGUCUCUGUGAAGGGUUAACUCAAUGUGCAGCUCUGCUGCUAAUUUUGAUGAUCUAUAAUCAUGAUACCAUGAUAUUGCUGCACAUUGGCAGCACAGUACAGUAUAUCUAAAAUCACCGUAAAUUAAAUUGACAAUGAUCUAAAAUCAUGGUACCAAAACAAUAGUUCACUGUCUUGAAAGAAAAUCACAGAGCCAUGCAAUGCAUAUACUGUACUGUAUGCUCAAAACAUACAGCACAAGAUACAGCACUUGGGUUCAUAUCAAGAAGUGUUCGUUAAUUUCAAGACUAGUGGGGUUAUACUUAAAGUAUAUCUUGCGUAUGUGAGACUUCGCCUGAACUAUGCUGUUCAGUUGUGGUCACCGUACUACAGAAUGGAUAUUGAAUCCCUAGAGAGCAUUCAGGGGAGGAUGACAAAGCAAAUCCCGGUCAUUAGGAACCUUGUGUAUGGUGAUAGAUUAAAACAUCUGAGUCUGCACUUCCUUGAGAGGCUUAGUGAGGGUGUGAUAUAAUCGAGGUGUAUAAAUAAAAGUCAGGGUUAAGCGAAGGUGAUAUAACAAAGGCACAGUACUUAAACUAUCUGACCAGAAGUGAACACGUAGCAAUGUUUUAAAUUAGACAAAUUUAGAUUUAGGCAUGAGAUAGGAAAAAACUGGUUUUGGAAUAGAGUUGUGAAUGAGUGGAACAAAUUACCUAACACUAUCAUUAACGUGAGCUUGCUGGGAAGCUUCAAGUAUCGGUUGGACAGACAUAUAAGUAAUGUGGGUGGGGUGUAAAUAUGGAUGCCUAGUAUGGGCCAAUAGGCCUCCUGCACUUUAGUCCAUUCUUAUGUUUUAAUAUAAAAUUAUUGUACCACAGCAAAAUCAUGUCAAUAUCUUUUAAAGAAAUACAAAAUUUUUCACACCAUAUAAACUCAUGUUUUCUGACAAAAUAAAUGACUGAAUUUAAAACAGAUGUGGUCAGUGGGUGAAUGGUCUACUGUAUAUAACCUGAUCAAAUUUUACCAGUGUUGCCAAACUCCUGAGCCUAGGAUCAGGAGAAUCUUACCUCAAUGACCUAACCUAUCCAGACCUCACAUACCUCACCUACUUGUCUACCAAAAGCUUGGUCCAGGGGGAGGGGGGGGGGCAACUGCCAGGAGCCCCCUUAGCAGACACCCAUGUUGGUGCUCCAACUUGUUGUGUUACCUUCAGUGACUGAUCUAACACAAUGCCUAGAUCUUUUUCCUUAAUCAACAGUAUCCAGGAGAGUGUCAGUAACAGAAUAGUUGUGAUUAGGGUUGUAUCCUAUAUGAGUCUUUCAUUUCAUAUUGUUAAAGAAUAAUUGCCAGCCUCAAGACCAUCUGAACAGCACAUGCAGAUCUUCUUGCAUUGUUGCAACAUCAUCUUGACUUUCUGCCUUCCCAAAUGUUGACAAACAGUCAUUGCAACUGCAUCUGUUGUGUGAUAUGUCCAAAAAGGGUUAAAAGGGAGAAGAUGCAGGUAAUAUAUAUACUAUAUAUGUAUAAAAAUUUUUUUAAUGAUUGAUCUUUUAAACCACCAGGUUAUGAUAAUAUUAAUUUAUACAUCACAGUGUGUACCAUAUUAAUAUUUUUAUAAUUAAAAUGAGCUGGAGUGAAAAUUUGUGUGCGUACCUUACAUACCUGUUCGUACAUGUUUUGGAUGAACACAGCACUUGGGCUACCAAAUAGUGUCCUUGUACUAUGUAGAUUUUUAUUUAAACAUGUUAACAUCUGCUGGGUUAAAAUAGAAAAAAAAAAAAAUUGUACAUUUUAUUAAUACUUUUUAAUAUAAACACAAUGCAGGAAAGUAGUAUAACAGCAAGAGAACAUUACAUAAGCUCUGUAGUCUGUAGUGAACAUAUACACACACAGUAUGCUAUUCUAACAAAUAGUAGCAUUACCAAAUACUGUACAGUAUAUGUAUCUGUAGUUGUUUAUAUAAAUUUCUUAUGCAAUUUCUUGUUGUUAGUUAAACAAAAAAUUACUUUAUACAAUACCUGGUUAUUUGCAGAGGUUUUUCUCCCGUUUCAAAUUGCCAUAUCACAUCCAAUGUCUUUGCUUUCCAUUCUCUUUUACCCUUUAAAGGGUGAAAUAAUGGAAUAAGUCCUAAGAAAUAAACAGUGUUUGAAUCACACUAGACUUGUGUAAAGAAACUACCAAAUGAAGCUGCUUUAAAUAGUGUGUGGUAUGAAAUGUUUUUUUUUUAAAUUUCUUUAUUAUUCAUUAUUUUUUAUGUAUUUUGGGGGCCUCCAUCCCUACAUUAUGAGUAUUAUCUGAAUGUUUGAUAAUUAAAGUGAUUUUACAUGAAUCGGGUAAAACUUUCUCUUUCUGCAUUCUACCUUGAUGUUACAUAUAGUAAUGUGUAUCCUUAUAUAGAAAGUUACAUCUUAUGGAGGGUUGGAUGAGUAUAGGGGAAAAAUUUGGAUUAAUAAGAACAUAAGAAUGAAGUAGCUGCCCUGUGUACAAUGAAAGACAAAAGUCGUGUCGUGAAAUUUGGUGAAAACAUAUGCCGAAGGGCUAAACUUUCGGUGCGCUCUGCCUUGUGGUAGGGGGCUCUCAUAAUGUUUCACGAGUUACAAGUAUAUUUAAUCUUCGGACAAAACCGCGACACGACUUUUGUCUUUGAUUGUACAUCUAACCCUUAUCAUUCGUACAUCUGUCCGACCUAUGCAGUAUUUAAAACUUUCCAACAUGUUCGAGAUGAUGAUGGUGUUUAGUAAAUUGUUCUACUCACUCCACAACUCUAUUUUUGGACCAAUGUUUACCAAAUUAAUUCCUAAAUCAAUUGCUUAAUUUUA
Homarus americanus (American lobster) is the source of this 5454-nucleotide messenger RNA. Its product is annotated as lysosomal Pro-X carboxypeptidase-like. The record is from RefSeq and is a predicted model, not a curated record. Gene Ontology annotation, molecular function: serine-type exopeptidase activity; dipeptidyl-peptidase activity. Bases 225 to 1637 code for a protein of 470 amino acids. Lineage: Eukaryota; Metazoa; Arthropoda; Malacostraca; Decapoda; Nephropidae. Gene Ontology annotation, biological process: proteolysis. The transcript is spliced from 9 exons.